Molecule: messenger RNA, 1184 nt
Organism: Ostrea edulis (European flat oyster)
Lineage: Eukaryota; Metazoa; Mollusca; Bivalvia; Ostreida; Ostreidae
Product: probable phosphoglycerate mutase
Exons: 6
Coding region: 90-842 (250 amino acids)
Biological process (GO): glycolytic process
Molecular function (GO): intramolecular phosphotransferase activity
Source: RefSeq, a predicted model, not a curated record
AUCAUCAUAUCCGACAGAAUAUUAGAAUCUCAAGGCCACUGAUCAAGGUCACGUUGUCACCGGUAAGGAAGAGCAGUAAAUUUUGUGGAAUGGCUAAAUAUACGUUAGUAUGUGUGCGUCAUGGAGAAAGCGAAUGGAAUAAGCAGAAUCUGUUUUGUGGAUGGCAUGACGCUGAUUUAUCGAGUACAGGAAUAGAAGAAGCCAAAAAUGCAGGAAAGAUGUUAAAAGAGAAGGGGUACCAGUUUGACAUUGCGUUCACUAGCGUGCUGAAGAGAGCGAUAAAAACUCUGUACAUGGUUCAGGAAGAGCUGGAUCUCCACUGGAUUCCUGUUCAAAGACACUGGAGGCUGAACGAACGGCACUACGGGGCGCUGCAGGGCUUAAACAAAGCAGAGACAGCAGCCAAGUAUGGGGAGGCACAAGUCAAGAUUUGGCGUAGGUCCUAUGACACCCCUCCCCCAGCCCUGAAGCCGACAGAUCCAGAAUGGUCAGCUAAUGACAGACGUUACAGUCAAUAUGACACCACCGUCGUCCCAGCCUGUGAAUGUUUGAAGGACACUGUGGCCCGAGUUCUUCCGUACUGGCAUGAUGCCAUAGUUCCAACCAUCAAAUCUGGUCAGAGGGUAAUAAUCUCAGCUCAUGGCAACAGCCUCAGGGCAUUAGUCAAAUACCUCAAGAACAUCCCGGACUCGGAAAUUCCAGAACUCAAUAUCCCCACAGGCAUCCCUUUGGUAAUUGAAAUGGAUGAAAACAUGAAGUAUGUGAAUGACUUCUAUCUGGCUGAUGAAGCUCAGGUGAAGGCUGCCAUGGAGAAAGUAGCCAAUCAGGGAAAAGCUAAAUAAUCACAAAGGUCAUGACCUCUGUAGUCCUGGUAACAUAGUGCUUGAAAGAGACAGUUUGAAUUUAUUACUUGUGCUUUGUUUUCUCUCAUGACAGAAGUUAUAGAAGAUUUACCCCAUCAGAAAGUUAGUCAAUGCUUCUACUUGUGAGUUAUAAAGUAGUUUGCUGACGGAGAAUUGUAAAUAGUUUUGCUGCCAUAUUGUUUUCCCUAUUUCCGUAUGUUGUACUGCAUAUUGAAGAAGUUUGUGAUUAACUUGUUAGCCCUGUUUUUGUGCAUUGAUUGUUAAAAAUCCAAUUUCUGUUGCCUAAUGUUAUUAUUAUAGGAAUAAAAGUGACAACAACAA